Molecule: messenger RNA, 3603 nt
Organism: Chenopodium quinoa (quinoa)
Lineage: Eukaryota; Viridiplantae; Streptophyta; Magnoliopsida; Caryophyllales; Amaranthaceae
Product: probable acyl-activating enzyme 1, peroxisomal
Exons: 2
Coding region: 1180-2880 (566 amino acids)
Source: RefSeq, a predicted model, not a curated record
GAGAGAGAAAGAGAAGGGGAAAGAAAAGGGGCGGAAAGGGUUAGGGUUGGGUUUAGAAAUUUAUUUUUUUAAAAAAAUAUUCCGACAGAAUUCCGUCGAAAAUUUAACUUUCCGACGGAAUAUUUCAUCGGAAAGUACAAAUAUUCCGAUGGAUUUAUAAUCCAUUGGAAAUUUCCGACGAAACAUAAAUCCGUCGGAAAUUUCAGUUUUUGUGACGAAAGUACGUGCCCGUCUGAACCAUUUCGUCGGAAUUAGGCUGUUUUCGAGUAGUGAACUUUUGCAUAUCAUUGGAGUCGAAAUAAGGAACUGCUACGGGCAAAGGAUAGAAAAACACGAUUAGGCGAGACAUAGUGCUCGUCAUUGAAUGAGUAAUCCCAAGUGCCUAAAGCCAAAUAAUGGGAUUCCAGACUCACUUUCUAAAUUUUAUCUAAAAAACAUACAAAAGACUCACUUUCUCAAUAUAUAGAUUGUUUGCCCUGUUCCUAUUUAAAUUAUUAAGUAUAAGUAUAGGAAACAACUAUGCUAGAGUUCUUACAAGGUACAAUCUCCAUAAUAUCAGUAAUUAAAUGACCAACAUUGCCAAUUAAUGCGUAUAUAGUCAGAUUCUCUUUCUCCAACACGUCAUGUAUAUAUAUGCGUGGUGGUGGACCCAUUAUUCCUUGAAUAGAAUACACUAUCUUACAAUUCCAUAAGACUUUGUACAAGUCUUCUUAAUUUAGUAAUUGACUUGUCAUCAUUAAGUUGGAAGUGAACCUAAACCUACGUUUAAAGUAUAUUAUACGUCAUGGAAUUGAAUCCUACACAAUACCAAGUCAUCUCCAUGAUACAUGUUCACAACGUACCAGAUUUACAUAGUGUUUGACGAUUAAUAUUGACAUUGACGCACUAUAUAUACGUACAUAGGUGAUGCAUGUAUGUUAGCUUCAACACCAUAAAUUAUAAUCAAUUUGAACUGGCCAUGUUCAUACGCAUUAUUCGUUGCGUUUUUAUUGGGUUAAGAUUAUAUUAUUGAACCACUUUGUAAUUAUUCUAAUGUAAGUCUCCCCUAGCCAACCAAAGGAAUAUAUAUAUAUACAUUACAUAUAUAAAUUUUUUGUAAAUAAACACUUCAACUUCCUUGCUACAUUUUUUAUGUCUUGGCUACAUUCUUCUUAGCCAGAGGCUAUUACCAUUUUGUGUAUGAGUAAGCCAAGUCGAUUAUCGAUAUUGACGGUGAAAAUGAAAGGUCUUGUGCAAUGUCCUGCCAACUAUGUUCCUCUCACUCCAGUUAGUUUCUUGGAAAGGGCUGCGAGAGUUUCUCCUGACCAGAUUUCUAUGGUGUAUGGAGAUGUCAAUUUUACUUGGAAACUAACUCAUCAAAGAUGUUUGAAACUUGCUUCUGCUCUAUCAUCUCAUGGGAUAUCUUAUGGUGACUUUGUUGUAGCAAUGGUUCCAAGUACUCCAGAACUAUAUGAACUUCACUUUGGUGUCGCAAUGGCGGGUGGUGUUCUUUCAACUUUGAAUCCAAGCUUGGACAUAAUUACUCUUUCCACAAUAUUGGAGGAAUUAAUGCCCAAAUGUAUAUUUCUUGACCAUCAAAACAUCGAACCAGUUGUCGAAAUUCUCAAUCAUCUCAAUGACAAACUAGUCAAGACCCCUCUAUUAGUCCUUGUGUCAAUUUCAUCUACUUGUGCAUCAACAUUACCUAAUAGUCUAUACUAUAAUGAGAUUCUUGAUAUGGGUCGAUUCGAUGAUUUUGAACCUAUUAUGCCUUAUAAUGAAUGUGAUCCAAUUUUAGUGACUUACACGUCUGGUUCGACUGGUCAUCCUAAAGGUGUGGCGUAUAGUCAUAGAGCUGCCUACUUGAACGCGUUAGGAGAAAUUCUUCGAAGUGAUUUAAGAGAGCAAUCCAAAGUCGUAUUCUUGUGGACUGCGGAUUUGUUUCGAGCUAAUGGAUGGGGGUUUACAUGGGCAAUUGCUGCCCUUGGUGGAACAAAUGUAUUUCUUAGCAACACGAAUGAUGGUAACGUACUCUACUCUAUAUCUUUGUACAAGGUCACUCAUUUAUCUGGUCACCCUAGCAUUUUAUCAACUAUCGUUGAGGAAAAUCAUAGGAAUGCUAGUGAAUAUGUUCUUCCACAUAAGGUUUAUGCUCAUGUUGCCGGUGUUAUGCCACCAUGUGAUACUAUAAACAAGGUCGAAAAUAUGGGGUUUGAGGUUGUGCAUAGGUAUGGAAUGACCGAGAUUCUAGGACCUCCAGUGAUUAACAAAUUGUGGAAUAAUAAUUGUGCCAAAGCAUUAAAUAGUAAUGUCAAUAUUAUGGAUCAUUUGAUGGAAGAGUUCGAUGUUAAAGAUCCAAAUACAAUGAAAAGUGUACCUUGUGAUGGCAAAACAUUAGGGGAAGUCAUGUUUAAGGGAAAUGCUUUGAUGAUGGGAUACCUUAAGGCUCCUACUAUGACUAAAAAGGUUUUCAAGGGUGGGUGGUUCCACACGGGGGACUUGGCCGUUAGGCAUCAAGAUGGUCGCCUACAACUUAAGGACCGUGUCAUUGAUGCCAUCGUAUCAAAGGGAGAAAGCAUAAGUAGUUUGGAGAUCGAAGCAGUGUUGCUAACUCAUCCAAAAGUUCUACAAGCCGCGGUAGUUGCUAUGCCUGUUGAUCAUGAUUCGAACAAUGAUGAGGUUCCUUGUGCUUUUCUUAAGCUUAAGAUUGGGUUUGAUGCAAGUGAAGGAGAAAUAAUUCAAUAUUGUAGUGAAAAAUUACCCAUACAAAUGAUACCUAAGGUUGUGGUUUUUGGGAACUUGGCUAUUAGUUCAACUGGAAAAGUGCAGAAAUUUAUUCUAAGGGAACUAGCCAAAUCCUUGAACAAUCAACCAGCGUCACUUCAUGACUUCAAUUCAUAAUGGAAAGGUAUUGUGCUCCAAUAUAUUAAUAAAGAGACAAUUAGGUUAUACUUAUCAAAUGCUAGCCAUCUUAUGAACUUUUUUCUUAUAACUUAUUAACUUUAAAUGUUACUACUUAAUAUCAUAAUUAUAAAUUAUAAUCAUACAUUUAGCUUUGUGGUUAUUGAUUAUACACUUACUAAAUACAAAGUAUUUAUUUUUUAUUGCCCGAAUAACGGUUUCUAUUUUUCUUGCACUUGUCAUCAUAUUUGUCUCUAAUUUAACAAAUGCGUAGAUUGUGGUUAUUGCUUAUCCUAUAUAUCACUGGCACACUUUUGCUGCUUCUCUUUUGACCAUGGCUUACAUAUAUAGAAAGUAUCUUUCACCGAUCGAUGCUAGAUUCAGACAUAAUUGUGAAGUAUAAUGAUGACUAAAUCACAAUUAUCAUAUUAGUUACUGUACAUAGUUUGUGUAAUCUCUUGAAGUACUCCUUAUCUUUAAUUAGGUAGUCAAAUUAUAUCCCUAACUCUUGGCUAAUGUACUAAUUUACACUUUGUGCCUUUGUACCUAGUCAUAGUUUGUUGAUCUUUAAUGCUCUAUUCAUGUACUCCCUCUGUUUUCGGCACAAUCUUAACCAUCAAUAUCUUUAAUUAGAAAUUAGUAAAAAAUAUGAAAAAAUUAAUCUAUAAAAGUAGACAUUAUGACAAAUUCAACAACAUAUUUAUAAGAUCAUAUUAUAUACUC